AUGACAUCCGGGAUUGAGUUGGAAGUAAUUGCGUAUGCCCCUUCUGGUGUCGACCCUCAGCGCCACCUCUCGAAUGCUCUACGUCAGCCUAUCCUUCUGCCUUGCUCCAAGUGCAAUCAAAUCCACUGCUGGAAGCUACCCUUCCUUGGCCUUCUCGACCCCAAAGACUUCCCUCAAGGCUAUUCCUACGCAAGUUGGAAGAUGAUCAAAGAUGGAAGCGUUAGGCCUGACAACGAUGAGCUUGUUCACGUCCCCACAGGUUCUACUUUCUUCAACAUGGAGAUUGUAUCCAGAGUCAUGAACUUCACCAAGCCUACACCCUGUCCUCUUGAUCAAGUAUACCCAUGCACUGGUGAGCCCUUUGCCUGGGAUGCUAAGACUGAGAUUUUUACUGUCAUCCAAAGAGUCAAUGAAGCAUUCUCGGACCCUGGAUAUUGUCUGGCCAUCAACAAGAAUACUGGUUACCACGUUCACUUUGGAAAUGGUAAAAAUCAGCCUCCUGUCAAAACUUCUCUUGGAAUGUUUGGUGUUUUUACCGCUCUUGAAAGACAAUUUGACCAGAUCUUGACCUGCUCGAGAAUCCCAAUUCUUCGCUAUAGAGGUCACCCCGAUCCUGGUGUCCAGCAGAGGCCAAACGCCGUGUACAAGUACGAACAAAAGGCCAAACAGAGCCGGUUUGUUGGUUCUGGAUCCAGAUUCUUCCUUGAGAAUCUUCGCCUGCAAGUCGAUGUAUCUUCUGGAAGAUCCAGGCCCGAAGAUCGUAGAGCCGUCAUUUCAGCCCUGCAAGAUGCCAAUGUUCCAGCCUGGCUUGAAAGGCUCUCGGGAUUUAAUAAAGUCAAAGAUUUCCUGGACCUUUACGCCAAUUCCGUCAAUCUUGAAAAUCUUCGCUCAUCCAGUGGCAAGAAAACUGUUGAAGUUAGACUCAGUCCGGGCUCUAUGGAUCCUUCUGAUGUCUACGCCUGGUUCGACUUCAUGGGUAAGCUGAUGCUAUGGCUAUCGACCCCUGACAUUGCCCACAACUCUAUCAUUCUCGAUAUUUGGGCUGAUCCGAAGACUACCGUUCUCGACUUGAUCAAGCAGAUUGGCGCUUCGCAGUUUACCGUUGACUACUACACCGACCGCCUAACUCCUGACUGGGCCGUUCGUCGUCAUUCCCGCUUGACUUCCAAUAUUGAUGACAAUGAUCCAUUCAAGGCUUUCAAAUUCGCCAUCGAGAACAAUCGCUUCAAGGAUGCUGACCGUGAAGCCGUCGACGCCAAGAUCUCGCAGAAACUUGAAGGCGGGUACUAUGGACAACUCCCUGACACUGUAUUCAAAACUCUGCCUGCCGAAAUCCAAAAUCACCCAGACAGCCACACUCUCAACAUGGACGCUUGCGACUACGAGAAAUGGGCCGACAAGGCUAUUGCUGUAGCUAAAACCAUCGACUUCUAUGCCCCGUUGUCACCUAGCGACUCUGACAGCGAGUGCGACUGCAAGUUGUGCCAACUGGAGAACUGCGGUUGCAAAAAAUGCCUCAAAACGCUUCGCAGGUUGUGCUGUGACUGUGACUGCAAGUGUUGCGCAAACACAGCCUUCCAAGUCACCUUUCUGACUCGUCUGAGUUCCCUUCCCACAAGACUGAUGACUCGAAAAGGACUUUUGCGACUCCUGCUCCUUCUAAAAGUCCCCUUGACACUCGCCCUGAUACGCCUGCUUCUUCUUCUGAUGAUGAUAUUGACUUGUCGUACUAUGGUUUGUAGUGCUGGUCAUAAUAGGUGA
Messenger RNA from Aureobasidium melanogenum CBS 110374, 1761 nucleotides. RefSeq lists its product as uncharacterized. The record is from RefSeq and is a predicted model, not a curated record. Lineage: Eukaryota; Fungi; Ascomycota; Dothideomycetes; Dothideales; Saccotheciaceae. The coding region runs from base 1 to 1761 and encodes 586 amino acids. The transcript is spliced from 2 exons.